UGAUAGCUGGGAACUGGAAAAUGGGGACGCGGAUCUUGGCAGGCGGUGGCCAGACAAUCAGAGCAUUACAUUCGUUAAACAACAUAAUUUUCUCCGUUUUCCCUUGACACAUACUCCGAGUAACUCCCGAAAACAAAAUACAAAAACGUCCGCAGAAUCGCCGAUUGAGAAACCCGCAUAACCUGCCAAGGUUUCUUUCAGUGCGUUUCGUCGAGUUGCGGUCGAGCUUUUAAAUUCAGAGGUUACCUUGAAAAUUAUUGUUUUCUAUUUUGUGUUCCUUGCUCGACCACCAACCGAAUCGAAUCUAAUCGGAGCGAGCCAUCAGCACAGCGCAACUGAGCCAACUGACCAGAUCUGGUCCGGAUCCUUCCCGCUUUCAAAGCAGGCAUUCCGUUUGCUCUCGGUUGUGAUGCAUGCAAAUGCCUAUCUGAGCUGCCGACUCCCCGAUUAGACCAUUUUUUUUGUACGUUUGUAAGCUGCCGUCUGUUUUGAGAGCGGCGCCACGGGGACAUCUACGCGUGUUGUGCUGUAUAAGUAUAUUUUUUAUAUCAUCAUAUAUCAUCAGAAGACUAUCCACUGUUUUCUAUCUAAGGACCUGAGCCAAAGGACUCUCCUUAAGACGCAGUACAAUCUCUGACUGCCCGUCGAUAGCGAAGCGCGGCGGGCGAUUUGAGGCCACCAAGCUGAUUAGUGCGAACAUGUCCAUAAGUCAAGUGACGAUGAUGCGUAAAGGCAACUCAGGUGAGCUGACGCGAAAGGGCAACACCGUGGUGGUGUCGCUUCCACCGCUGGUAAAGAAGUCCAGCAAGAGCCGCUCGUUUCACUUCCGCUACCUGGAGCUGUGCCGGGCCAAGAAUCUGACACCUGUGCCGGACAUACGGAGCAAGUCAAAUGCGACCACCACUCUCCUCGAGCUGUGUGGCGACAAACUGGCGGUCAGCGAUUGGCAGCUCCUGACCGAGGCGCUCCACUAUGACCUGGUGCUCCAACAGCUGGUGGUGCGACUGCGCCGAACAUAUCCACAAACCAACAUCGAUCCCAUAGACACCGAGAAGCGGGCCCGUCUCUUUCGCCAACGACCGGUGAUCUAUACGCGCUUCAUCUUUAACAGCCUGGUUCAGGCGAUUGCCAACUGCGUUUCAAGCAACAAAAACCUUAGCGUUCUGAAGCUGGAGGGAUUGCCUUUACAGGAUGGCUAUAUCGAGACCAUUGCCAAGUCACUGGCCGACAACGAAUGCCUCGAAACAGUGAGUUUUCGGAAGUCCAACAUUGGUGAUAAGGGCUGCGAGGUGGUCUGCAACACAGCCAAAUACUUGAAUCGCAUAGAGGUCUUCGAUCUCUCUGAAUGCGGACUCACAUCCAAGGGAGCCGAACAUGUGGCCGAUAUGCUCAAGAUGCAAAAGAUCACUAGAUUCUCGGAGGGAUGGGAGAAGUCGCUGCGCUACCGCAGUGUGGAUGUGAACACGAUUGGUGGACUACGCACUGUCCUGCUGGCGGACAAUCCUGCGAUCGGCGACGACGGCAUUCGGUGGAUCACUGAGGUCCUAAAAGAGGACGCCUGGAUUAAAAAAAUCGACAUGGAGGGCUGCGGCCUGACGGACAUUGGGGCCAAUUUGAUCCUCGAUUGCCUGGAGCUGAACACAGCCAUCACGGAGUUCAAUGUGCGAAACAACGAGGGCAUCAGCAAGUUCCUGCAGCGCAACAUCCGUGACCAUCUGGGCGGACCACCCGAGGAGAAACAGGAGCCGGAGUACGACCUGAGUUGCGUCAACGGGCUGCAGAGUCUGCCCAAGAACAAGAAGGUCACCGUGUCCCAGCUGCUCGCCCACACCAAGGCAUUGGAGGAGCAGCUCUCCUUCGAGCGGACGUUGCGCAAGAAGGCCGAGAAGCUGAACGAGAAACUAAGCCACCAGCUGAUGCGAUCCGAUUCCAACCACAUGGUCCAGGAGAAGGUCAUGCAGGGAGGAUCCCAGACGAACGUUUCCAGGGAAUAUGUGGUGCGAAAUGAGGUCAUGCCUGAAGUCGUCAAGAAUUCGCAGAGCUAUCGACAAUCUCACUUCAACCGGCUGGUCAACAGUGCUGUCACCAGCCCGGAGGUCACGCCCCGCAGCGAGAUAGCCACUUUGCGCAAGGAACAGCAGUUGCUACAGCAAUCCUCACCCAUGCAGAUCAAGCAUCCUUCCAUGGAGCAGCAGCUGAGGAGUCUACGCGAAGUGCAAGAACAGGAGGAAGAGGAUGAAGUGGAGGAGCUGGCGGAGGCCAGCCUUUCGGAGUCGGAACCAAUAAACGAGGAGGAGCAGCAGCAGCAAUACCAGCAGCAAAUGCACGUUCAACGCAAACAGCUCCAGGUGCGCAAGGUGCGCAGCGAGAUAAAGUAUGUGGAGAACAAUCCCAAGGAGGACAAGAACAAGAAUCGCGAGUCCAAGUCGGAUCACGAGUUUGCAAACGAGCACGAUUUCAAGCUGAAUCCUGCUGUGCAGUUUGAGACAGACAUUGGCGAUAGUUCCAUGAUGAAUCCCGGCCAACGUUAUGAGGGCGAAGGCGGCGACACGGGCUAUGGCUACAACUACAAUUACGAGCAGGAGCAACCAGUGAAGCGGGGCUACGAGAAGGGCUACGUGGUUGGCGUGGGCGACGGAUCCCACCGAAGGCAGAAACCCUCUAACCUGGUCGAGGCUUUGUCCCAGAAACGCGGCGGCGGCGGCGUAGGCUCUGGCGACGGUCAUGUGGCGCAGUUUGUCAGCUGCCUGGAGCGCAAAGCGAACGCUGGCAAGCCGGCGAAAAAACGCCUUAAACCCCGGCCUGAAGAUAGUCAUCAGGUGCCACUCAACGAAAUGCAAAUGGAGUCGUACAUGUCCAGCUACGAAGAGAUCUCCUCCACCGAUGCCACGCUGGAGAACUCCGACUAUGAGGCCGAAACCACGGACUCCACGUUGCGGGGCAGUUCCAAAUACUCCUCCAUGCAGGUCAUUGUGCGGCACAAGCACUCCGAAUCUUUGUCGCUGGCGGACGAGUCCGGUGGCGGUGGCGGAGAUGGUGAUGCAGGUGGUGGCGAUGCGCCAGAUGAAGAAGGAAAACUCAUCUCUCCGCGUGAAUUUUAUCUGCAGCUCAAGAAGCAGGAGCAAAGCUUCUAG
Drosophila suzukii is the source of this 3134-nucleotide messenger RNA. Lineage: Eukaryota; Metazoa; Arthropoda; Insecta; Diptera; Drosophilidae. The record is from RefSeq and is a predicted model, not a curated record.